AUGGGCCUCAAUGAAAUGGCCUGGAUCAAGUCACAUGCACGUCCUCGAAUGAAUUAUUACCGGUCGAGCCAGAACCGAGAGCUUCCUACAGAUGGCGUUACGCUUUUGGAGAAAUUCGUGGAUGUAUCACCUUACCUCAUCCCCGACUCAAACGACAAAUCAUCAACUUCCAACGUUCUAUGGCAUCCAGAUCUCCACCUGGAUAAUAUUUUUGUGGAUCCAAAAACAUGCCAAAUCACGCGAGUCGUGGACUGGCAGUCAGCAUGCGUUGCGCCACUCUUCUACCAAUCUGCUGUUCCUAGAUUGUGUAGACAUCCUCGACCUGUUAGGGAAGGCUGGGUCAUCCCUGAACGACCCAGGGAUUUUGAGAGCCUCAGCCAAGAUGAACAGAAGAAAAUCGAUCACGAUUUAGAAAGCGAAACGAUCCACAAAUACUACGAGGCGCAGGUGUUUAAACGUGCGCCGCUGCACUGGGAUGUGCUCCGGCAACCAGCAAUUCCUAUUAUCCGCAAACCAGCUUGGCUUGUUAGUGGGGUAUGGGAAAACCGUGAUCUAUUUUUUCUCCGCGAAGCGCUAUUGAACAUAACCGCGCAUUGGAACCGUUUUUUUCCAAACACCCCUUGCCCGAUCUCCUUCGAUGACGAGGAAAUUAAUUUCCAUCUCAAAGAAGAGGAAAACAUAAAUGGAGUUGGACAGAUGUUGUUGUUGUUCCGAGAGCAAGCUAUUCUCCCUGUGGAUGGGAUGGUUGAAACGGAAGACUACGACGUCGCUCGCGAGAAUAGCCGCAAGUUUAAAGACAUCUUUAUCGGAUUGGCAAAGAACGAAAUGGAAAGGGAGUUGUUCAGAAACCUCUGGCCAUACCAAGAGUCUGGAAGCACUUGA
This is a messenger RNA of Penicillium digitatum Pd1, 882 nucleotides long. Lineage: Eukaryota; Fungi; Ascomycota; Eurotiomycetes; Eurotiales; Aspergillaceae. The record is from RefSeq and is a predicted model, not a curated record.